This is a messenger RNA of Lasiodiplodia theobromae, 1782 nucleotides long. RefSeq lists its product as uncharacterized. Bases 1 to 1782 code for a protein of 593 amino acids. The transcript has 2 exons. The record is from RefSeq and is a predicted model, not a curated record. NCBI's taxonomy places the organism in Eukaryota, Fungi, Ascomycota, Dothideomycetes, Botryosphaeriales, Botryosphaeriaceae.
AUGACAAUAGAGCCGACGCCCCCACUCGUAGAGGAAAGGCUGGCCACCUCCGCCCGGGCGGACGCUCUGCAUCCUAACCGCCUGACAAAUCUACAAGACCACCACCAUGGCCCGGCCGACACGCGCGACCCUUCUUCCCAUGGCGCCUCAGGCUUUGCAGAAUUGCGCGACAUGGCGAGCACCGCGCUCCGGGACGUUGACACCGUGAUUGUGGGCAACGGCCCCUCGGCAUUGAUCCUGUCUUAUAUCCUCCAUGGCCACAUUCCGUACUACGCCCGGCCGCACCACGAUCCGCUGCUCCGCACGAAGCUCGAAUCCCGUCGCAACCUGCUCGAUCUGACGCCGGAUCUCUACGCUCACUUCCAGUCAUCGCUCCGCUAUUCGACCCAGGCCUUGCCGAUCAAUACCCUGCUUGACACCCUGAUCCGCCCAAAUGCCGACACUGAGAUUGAUCCCGAGUCUUGUGUCGACUGGCGCUAUGAGCCGGACAAAGCCGUGUCACACCUAGCUUUGGGGAACCCUCCUCAUGCCGGAGGCCAGUGGACCGACAAUCCAGUAUCAGCGAGCAAUGAUAUUGGCACGCUGAGUUAUGCUGAGAUGCUCUCUUUGCCCGGAUACUCCUUUGCGGACCAUUGGAAGGCUCUGAAUGGGGAACCGUUGCCGCACUUCUUGCGCCCUACUCGGAAGCAGGUAGCCGCGUACUACAAGGCGUACCCUCAUGCUGUCGGUAUUGCAGAGUCUAUCCUGAAUGGCGCUCAGGUAUCCGGUGUCUCAAGGACGCCGGACGGCUUCUACAUCGGCUCCCAUGGCAUCCGAUGCAAACACCUCGUGCUCGCGUCGGGGAUCUUUUCAGUCAACAUCCCACCGCCGCCGCUUCUGUCCCCUCUGCGCAGUGUACACAAUGUGACGAAACCGCUCUUGGUGAUAGGCUCCGGCUUUUCCGCUGCGGACGUCAUUAUUUCGACGCCGCCGCACCGCAAUGUCAUUCACAUGUUUAACUGGUCACCGGAGGACAGACCCUCUCCCCUACGCGGUUGCCACCACCAGGCCUAUCCUGAAUACGCCGGUAUUUAUCGACAGAUGAAACUUGCCGCGCUUUCCUCUUCAAAGUCCAAAGCGGCUGCGUCUCCCUUGAUGAGGAAGAAAAACAAUCCUUUCUUCGCCCGCCGGGACUGGGCAAGUGUCUACGAAGGUCUGGCCAACGCUACCAUUGUGGACGUCACCUCGAUUGACGAUUUCGUCAAAAUCACAAUACGCCUAGAGUCCGGUGACAUUAUUGAACGUGCUGUUGGCGGGAUUGAAUAUGCGGUGGGAAGACGCGGUUCGCUCGAAUACCUUGACGAGCCGCUACGUUCAGAGGUCAUCGGCCCCACUACUGGUGGAUAUGAAGAGAAGGAUGAGCCGCUGCCAGGGUUGAUUUCCGGUCGCACCCUGCGUGAUAAGGCCGAGGAGGACUUGGAAAUCGCGCCUUCUGUCUUCCUGAUCGGCAGCCUGACAGGCGAUUCACUAGUGCGGCAUGCUUUCGGUGCAUGUGCCUAUGCUGGUGGUAGGAUCCUAGAUGCGAAGCACGAGUUCGCAGGGGACAACGGCUGCGCGGCGUCCGCUGCGAAGACAAAGAUACCCACUCCGCCCAGGAGCCCUGUCCACAAAGGCGUCAAUGGACACUCGCGCAAUGGGAGUAGUCCAAAAAUCAGGCCAAAUGGCGUCAGUCAUCAAGACCUCCACCUGGACCGGAGAAAGCUGCCGAGGGCAAUGGUGCUGCAGGAUGCGGAGAAGCAGUAA